UGCAUUUUCUGUGAGUGAGAGUUCACAGGCACAUGGCUUACACAUGGUGAACGUGACUAGGUGGAUAAACAUUGGCAGGACAUUGUGAGGGGAAGCAUAAGGAAAAUAUUUAAAGAUAAGCCCUGCCUUCUCAACAGUUUGGCUUAAUUAAACUUGCAAAAACUAUUUGAAUCAAAAACGUGGUUACAGGAGGACUCUGUGCUCCUAAUAUACAGGAUUGUAUACAGGAUUGUAUGAUUAAGGAUUUGGGUGAACUAGGCAUUUAAUCAUGGAGGAAAACUACAGCAGUCUACAUGAGUUCACAGAGGAUUGUCAUUCAACCAGAGGAAACAAACCUAUACUUUACACAUCAGACAACGGACAAGACUUUGACCUGUCCUGAUAUCUUUCUGGUGUAGCCGGUUCUCUUAAGAGAUUGGAUCGUAUGAGGAGACCGAUGGUGAUUCUCCUGAUCGUCACACUGCUCGUUUCGUUCUGUGUUAACAUAGGACUGACUGUUUUCUUGGUUAAAAGGAAACCCAGCAGCCCCCCCUGUGUGGAGACUACAGAAACUCCGCUCUCUGAGUCGCAGAUUCAGUCUCUAAAACUUUCGUCCCUGCAGAAGCGCUUCUCACACCUCUGCUACAAUUACAUCGCCCUCGGAAAGACCUGUUCGGCAGAAGUGAAGCAGUGCAUGCCGUGUCCUGAUGGCUGGAGACAUAUAGAAGACAAGUGCUACUUCUUUAGUGAUGACAAACUAGACUGGGUCAGGAGCAAGCAGAGCUGUGUGUCAAUGGACAGCCAGCUAACAAUACUUCACACGCAUGAGCAACAUCUUGCUCUGGAGAAAAUAGCCCGCAGUUUGAGUGGGUUUGACUACUAUUACUGGAUAGGCCUGUCAGACAUCGAUGAGGAAGGCGUGUGGAAAUGGGUGGAUAACUCACCAGUCAAUAAAACGUACUGGAAUGAAUGGGACGGAGAGCCCAAUAACCACCAGUCUGGAGGGCUUCACGGCGAGGACUGUGCCGUGCUGAAUUCUCACUCGAAAUCUUGGUAUGACGUUCCUUGUGACAACAUCUACAAACACAUCUGUGAGAUGGACGCCAUUGUUGUGAACUGAUUCACAGUGCCUUUAAAUAUAGAAAAAUAUAAAUUUUCUGCAAAAACACUGAAUAUUAAUUUUUUUAAACUUUAUAAUCUUUAUAAACACUGAAUGUAUAUCUUUUCAAAUGGAAGGAAAAAACAGUUUUGUCCUUUGUAUACUUUUGAUUGUGUUCUUUUGUACCUUUGUGCUUAUUCUUCAAAAAUAAAGUGAUUUGAAAGAG
Messenger RNA from Tachysurus fulvidraco (yellow catfish), 1304 nucleotides. RefSeq lists its product as uncharacterized. The transcript has 6 exons. The record is from RefSeq and is a predicted model, not a curated record. Lineage: Eukaryota; Metazoa; Chordata; Actinopteri; Siluriformes; Bagridae. Bases 425 to 1099 code for a protein of 224 amino acids.